Molecule: messenger RNA, 723 nt
Organism: Suillus subaureus
Lineage: Eukaryota; Fungi; Basidiomycota; Agaricomycetes; Boletales; Suillaceae
Exons: 2
Coding region: 1-723 (240 amino acids)
Source: RefSeq, a predicted model, not a curated record
AUGAAGCUUUCUCUUGUCUUCAGCGUGCUCGCAUCCAUGGUGGUUCUCGCUACAGCAUACCCCACUGAAGGAGCUGCUGGCUUCGCGAAACGUUCCAAUGUAGAGAAGCGCGAGGAACUUGGUAUCAAUCCCGCCAACUAUGACUUCACAACGAGCUACAGGAAGAGGGAUGAAGGGAAGCGCGAGGAACUUGACGUCAGUAACGACCACUACUCGAAGAGGGAUGAGGGGAAGCGCGAGGAACUCGACGUCAGCAACGACCACUACUCGAAGAGGGGUGAGGGGAAGCGCGAGGAACUUGACGUCAGUAACGACCAUUACUCGAAGAGGAAUGAGGGGAAGCGCGAAGAACUCGACGUCAGUAACGACCACUACUCGAAGAGGGGCGAGGGGAAGCGCGAGGAGCUUGACGUCAGCAAUGACCACUACUCGAAGAGGGAUGAGGGGAAGCGCGAGGAACUUGACGUCAGCAACGACCACUACUCAAAGAGGGAUGAGGGGAAGCGCGAGGAACUUGACGUCAGCAACGACCACUACUCGAAGAGGGGUGAGGGGAAGCGCGAGGAACUCGACGUCAGCAACGACCACUACUCGAAGAGGGGUGAGGGGAAGCGCGAGGAACUUGACGUCAGUAACGACCACUACUCGAAGAGGGACGAGGGGAAGCGCGAGGAGCUUGGCAUCAAUCCCGCCAACUAUGACUUCACAACGAGCUACACUUGA